GAGUGUCGCCAUCUGUUGGAGGAGACAGUGACCACCAUCACCAUCGUCUGCUCCACACUGCUGCUAUUUUACCCAUUAUUAGUGAGAUGCUGAGGAGCUCAGCGGCCCUGAGGGCAGCCCUGCCCAGGCUGACGCCCAGGAACGUGCCCAGGAAGACGUCAGAACGUCGUCUGACGUCGCUGCUGACUUCAAAUGACAAGAAAAUAAGGGGCUUAAGAAUCCUGGAAGCACAUGCGGUGGAAGCAAAGAAGCCAACAGCUGUAGUGUCUCCCUUUUUCCGAGGCUAUGCAUCGAAUGGCGACCUUCCUCCCCACAUUAAGGUCAAUCUCCCGGCCCUCUCCCCUACCAUGGAGAUGGGCACCAUCAUCUCAUGGGAAAAGAAAGAAGGUGACGUUCUCAAUGAAGGAGACUUGCUGGCGGAGAUUGAGACAGACAAGGCCACCAUGGGAAUGGAAACUCCAGAGGAGGGUUACCUGGCAAAGAUUGUUGUUCCUGCAGGUGAAAAGGAUAUCCCUCUUGGAAAGCUUCUGUGUAUCAUUGUAAGUGAUGAGAAGGAUGUUAGUGCCUUCAAGGAUUACCAGCCUACCGAAGAGGCUUCUGCAGCCCCUGCAGCAGCAGCAUCACCCCCACCUGCAGCAGCAGCUGCCACACCACUGCCACCACCACCACCACCACCAGCAGUCAUGCCUCCUGCUGCAGCUCCAACUACUUCCCCACCAGCUGUUGCUCCAGGAAGCUUUGUAUAUGCCUCUCCUUAUGCUAAAAAGUUAUCUAGCGAACAAAAUAUUGAUCUCUCGGCAAUAGCUCAAGUUUCUGGCAUAGGUCACAGUGCUGCUGAUUGGCUCAGAGGCUCGGAUGUCCAAAAGUUUGCAUCCCAGGUUGCAGCUGGACCACAGGUUUCUGCUCCUGGCCCCAUCCCCAUUCCCGGAGCUACAUACACAGACAUGCCAAUUUCAAACAUUCGCAAUGUUAUAGCAAAGAGACUAUGCUUGUCCAAACAGAGCAUCCCGCAUUACUACCUAAGCAUAGACGUGUGUAUGGACGAGGUGUCACAACUACGACAAGAAUUUAAUAAACUCUUGGAGAAAGAGGGUAUAAAAAUUUCCUUCAAUGACUUCAUCAUCAAGGCUUCUGCGCUGGCAUGCAAGAAGAUCCCCGAAGCUAACUCCUCGUGGCUGGACACUGUAAUCAGGCAAUAUAAUAAUGUAGAUGUGAGUGUCGCAGUCAGUACAGAUCGUGGCCUCAUCACCCCCAUAGUAUUUAAAGCAGAACAAAAAGGCCUUGCUACCAUUGCCACUGAUGUCAAGGCUCUUGCAGCAAAGGCUAGAGAAGGAAAACUCCAGCCUCAUGAGUUUCAGGGUGGCACAUUCUCCGUCUCAAAUCUUGGUAUGUUUGGUGUGAAGAACUUCAGCGCUAUUAUUAACCCUCCACAGUCUUGUAUUCUGGCUGUGGGAGGAACUGAGAAGAGGCUCGUUGUUGAUGAAGAGUCUGAGCAAGGGUUCCGUGUUGCUCACAUUAUGUCAGUCACGUUAAGUUGUGACCAUCGCACGGUAGACGGUGCUGUUGGGGCACAGUGGUUGGCAGCAUUCAAAAAAUAUUUAGAAAAGCCAUCAACUAUGAUAUUGUAAAUCGGUUGUCUGAGGGGGUUAGAAUAGUAGAACAUUAUUUAUUUUUUAAUCAUGUCAAAGUAGACGAGCUGAAAACUUUGUUGUAAAUAUAUAUUAUCCAUGCAGGAAGCUUUGCAUUUCUGCAUUAUUGCCAGUAGGAUGCAUACUGAUGCCCUCCUACACUCAUGCACAUUCAUAUAUUUAUACAUUUUGUUAUGGUGUUUGUUAAAUUCUUGGUUAUAAGCCUUUCAGAAAGUUCCACAUUUUCUAAAGAGUUAUUGAUUGUAAAUAUAUUUGUAAAUUCUCUACUACUUUAUAUGAUUACCCUCUAUUAAUUAGGCCUUUUUUAACUAGGGUAAAUAGCGAAUAUUUUUUUAAAAGGGAUAUACUACAUUGAGAUGUUGGACGUAUUGUUUUUUAUCUAUGCACACAAUGCAACAGUCGGUCAUUUGUAUUAUCUUGUAUAACAUGUAGAAUAAAAGGAAGUAUAUUGCCCCAUCAGAUGGAUUUACAGUUGAAAAGAUGUAGAAAUAUGUAGUUAAGAGUUUUCUUAGUUACAAAAAGAAUUGUGCUCAUGUGAAUAUUGGAAAAAUGUAAAUAAGAGUUAAAUGCCGUAUAUAUUACUUCAAAUGACUGGUAUAUGAUAUUAAAUUGCAAAUUUAAGGAUUAUAUGAGUUGAUAUUAAUUCCGGGGGUUUACAUUAAGUUGUCAAAGGUUGCUUUCAUCUUCAUCGCUGUGGUUGUUUCACGUAACAAACAUCGUCACUCCAGACAUUACAAGUUACAGGACUUAUCUACCUAUAUGUUUGAAUGAACCAUUUCCUGUAUCAAGGAGGGCCUUUGAUGUUACUGUCAAUCUGUGUCUUGCCAUUUGCCCCAAAAGUUGUGGGGUAUAAUGCUAGCCAAUGUAUGUUGCUGUGUUAGGAUCAUUUACAACUCCUGGAGGAGUGACUGGGGCUCGGCUUUUGUGCUGGACGGCACUGCAUGAUUUUGCAGUUUUCUGUUGUUUGUUGGUUAUUGAAUAAAGUUCAGAAUGAAGAAUUAAGCUGCUACAUUUGUUUGACAGAGUACAACUUGCCUUUGUAAUGUGUUCAAAGACAUUGUAUAUUCUGCAUUUUGGAAAAUGCACAAUAAAUACCCAAGUGCCUUUUGCAUUUACACACGUCUUUGGAGGAGCUAGAAGCUGUGUGUAAAUGCCCAUAAGAGAUUGGGUGUUUUUCUGGUGUUUUUUCCAUAUACAAUAAAUCCUUGAUUUAAUGAAACCCAGUUUAAUGUACAAGACUUAAGAAAUGUGGGGGCAAAAUCCACUUGGUCAGUUAAUUUGGAAGCAAAUGACAAAGUUCAUUGCUUACAGAAUUGUCCGAUUGUGGCAAUCAUGGCAAUAAAAUCUUGCCUCUGUCCACAACAAAAACUUAUUGAUCAUUUGCUCCCGUUUUUAUUAGUUUAAGUCUGGGGUUUAAUGUAUAUACAUAAUACAUAUAUGCAGUACAUUUGUAAACAGGCAAUCUCAAAAUAGAGAACAAGCCAAAGACUUCCAUUCCCAUGUUGCUUGUUCUGCAUACAUAUUUUAACAUGAUGGCUGUUUCUCACCGAGGCAGGGUGACCUGAAAAAAAGAAAGAAAAUUUUUCUUUUUACAUUCAGUAAUUUAUACAGGAGAAGGGGUUACUAGCCCCUUACUUCCAGCAUUUUAGUCUUUUAAAACAUGCAUGGCUUACAGAGAAAGGAUUCUUUUCCACUUACCCAUGGUGGGAAUAUUUGCAGGUUAGAAGAACAUUUGAAAUGUAGUCGUCGUGCCUAUGUCAAGACAACGAUGGAGUGAAUGAUGGUGAAAGUUUUUUUUUUCAAGUUCUCUUACCUCAGUGGGGGACAGUCAGUGCAUUAAAAAAAUAGUCAUGCAUUUUUUUAGGUAUUUCUUACAAUCACUGCAUUUUAUUUAAGAUUUUGUACCUAUUUAGCACUGAUGAGGAUAUCGCUUAAAAUUUCUCCUGGUUUAACUGGCAAAUGGUGCCAACAAUGAGACGGUUCACGGAUCACGCCUUUAGUUUAGUGUUAUUUGGCUUGACACUGAAUUUCUUUAAGCUGAAAUGAGUGGAACAUAAGAAAGAUUUACUCUGCAAAUGCACUCUUCAUAAUUCAUUGAUAAAUGUUGCUGUGGUCAUGUCCCCAGUUUUUUCCUGGCCGUUUUAAAGAUCCAAAUGUCUGGGAAGAAAAGGUGUAAGAUAUUGUAUAUUCAGAUGUUAUAUACACAAAUAAAAUUUGUGUUAUACAA
This is a messenger RNA of Cherax quadricarinatus, 3876 nucleotides long. It is a transcript of the gene muc, whose product is annotated as dihydrolipoamide S-acetyltransferase muc. Gene Ontology annotation, molecular function: dihydrolipoyllysine-residue acetyltransferase activity. Lineage: Eukaryota; Metazoa; Arthropoda; Malacostraca; Decapoda; Parastacidae. Gene Ontology annotation, biological process: pyruvate decarboxylation to acetyl-CoA. The record is from RefSeq and is a predicted model, not a curated record.